UACUCAUACGUGUCGUUUUCUUGUGUCGCUCUCGACGUGUUCAUUUUGUUUUCUUUGGCAAAAAAGCAAAACCAAAAUAGUCCUAAAAAGAUGGCCCCACCACAAAGGAUGCGUGUCGCCAAUGAAAAGGCUAGCAAAUACGUGACCAUGCGAGGCAACGUACCAAAGUCAUCGAAAUCCAAAGAUAACCAAUACCCUGUUGGACCUUGGCUUUUGGCAUUGUUUAUUUUCGUGGUUUGCGGUUCUGCUAUUUUUCAAAUAAUCCAGUCUAUUCGAGCAGCGUAAAACUAUAAACAACAACUAAAAUAGAUCUUUAAUUUUAAAUGCAAUGAAUAUUCUUCCGAAAUCCAAUCAUAUAUAAUUGCCAUAGUUUUAAAAAGUUAAAUGAUUUCAAAUAAUAGUUUAUUUAAUGUGCUUGAAGUCUGAAAUGAUUUAUUUAUAUGUUGAAAAUUAUAAGCAUUGAGGAAUUAAAUGCACCGACUUAAUAUUUCAGCAGUUAAAAUGUAUAAAUUUAUUUUCGAAAGCAUUCCUUUUUGGUGAUUAUUGUGAUUGGUUGGUUUUUCUCGAGCAACAUAUUGUACUAUAAGCUCGGUAUUUAAGAUACAACUUAAAAAUUAAAUUGAUUUACGUAAUUUUGUAUAGAAAUGGUAAUAUAUUAAUUUUUUACUUCUUACAAACGAAAAAAUGGUUUUUUAUUUUAUGGACUGAAAUGUAUCAAUUUGUUUAAGUUAAUAUAAUUGUUUUCAAAUAUGCAGGUAAUAGCAGUGAUAGUUGUCCUAUGCGAUGCAGACGUUAACUAUUAUGUUUUCGAAUACUGUUUCAAUAGACGUUAUAUAUGUCUGUUGUACCAGGUUGCUAAAACCGUUGGAUUAUGUCAAUGAAGUCAUGUAAAAAAAAUGCCAACCUUUGAGUGGCAAAAUGUUUAUUUAGUUAAAUUUUUGCAAUAAUCAUAUAAAAUAUUCAGUUCGAAUUACAUAACUCAAAGUUUGUUUAGAAUUUGAAACAAUACUAUUUGUAGUCGAACAUCACAAUUAAUUACUCAUGUCGUGGAAAAAUUAUUCUUAGUAAUUGUAUAUUUCAUAAAGAUAAAUAUUUUGUAAAAACUAUUUAAAUAACAAGUUAUGUUAAGAAUCUUUUCUGCAAGAGUGAAAACAACAAAAACCAUUUUGUUAAAGUUUCAAUGAAUUUCUUCAGAUCGAUGGAGUAAUCAUGACUUUCUGGGAUAAAAUCGCUUUGUUCAAAAUCGAUAUCGAUAAAAGUCAUAUCGUUUUAAAUCAAUUUAAAGCUCUGAACGACACGACUGCAUGACAGCGAUUUUUUAUCUGCAAAUGUCGUCUUUAAACCAGCUUUUAAAACAAAUUGAAGAUGCCAGGCAGCGACAUAUCAAGCAGCUGAUGUACUGAAACUUUUCACUUGAAAGAAAUUCAAAGAUUUUCUUCAAAGCGAAAUAUUUUGUGUUAAUAAUAAUAAUUUAUUAAUAUAUCUUGAAUAUGAUAUCGGCAAAAUUAAAAAUGGUUUUAAUUUAACGACAGCGACAACUUCAAGCUAACUGUUCCCAUAAAUCGUGUGUAUUUUAAUUUUUGACAGCUGCUGCAUGUCGCUCAAUGUGUUCCAUACAUAAAACUAAAAGCAAAUAACAGCUGAUCUUAUAUACAUUUCUUGCAAUCACUGUCAUAGGCAUCGUCUUUAAUCCAACCAAACAGAAAGUAUCCAACUGUAAGACCUAACAGAAUUGAUAGGCACAACCAGUAAUUGAAACUCAUAAAUAUCAACAUAAGUAGCAUAGAUAAUGUAACUUGAAAUAAGAACAAUAAGAUAUCUUUUCAAGUUCCCUACGAAGGAGGAACUGUCGCAAAAACUUGACACCUUCAUAUAAGAAUGCCAAAAGGAAAAUAGCAAUCGCAGACAAUGAAAAUUCUAAAAUUGUCGUUGCGGACCAAGCCUUCCAGAGAAUUUGCUCGCAAUGCCCACCAUGAAACUGAAAAUAAGCCAGCAAAUAAGCAUUGUAGUAUUACACAAAUCAUUUCAACUUACGAGCAUCAUAUGCGGACAAGAAAUUUCCAUCUUAUCGCCACCAUGGCCGUGAUGACCUUCGGACAUCCUAAGUAUACUCCUUGCUCUCAAUGUAGAUAAAUAAAAUUCAAUAUUUUUGAUUAAA
Bactrocera dorsalis (oriental fruit fly) is the source of this 2158-nucleotide messenger RNA. RefSeq names its product stress-associated endoplasmic reticulum protein 2. The transcript has 5 exons. Lineage: Eukaryota; Metazoa; Arthropoda; Insecta; Diptera; Tephritidae. Bases 91 to 285 code for a protein of 64 amino acids. The record is from RefSeq and is a predicted model, not a curated record. Gene Ontology annotation, biological process: endoplasmic reticulum unfolded protein response. Gene Ontology annotation, cellular component: endoplasmic reticulum.